AGAACAACGUUCCGCCGCUCGAAGUGCUACAAUUUGUUGAAUUAUUCCCACAUUUUAGUUAGUUGCAUUUAUUGGAGGAGGCUGAUCGAAAUGACGAGCUACACAGAGGAUUAUCUUAAGCAGAAACUAACAGAAAAGCUGGAGGCAACACAUGUGGAAGUGAUCGACGAAUCAGAUGGUUGCGGUGGAAAAUUCAGUGCUUUAGUGGUAUCUCCCCAGUUUGAAGGCAAAACACUGAUACAGAGGCACAGGCUCGUAAAUUCAGCACUGUCCGAAGAGUUGAAAACUAUACACGCAUUUUCGCAGAAAACCUUUACACCGAAACAGUGGGCCGAGCAACCAACCAACUGAACAAAUAUCUUUUCUAUCUAAUUUGGAGAUUAAUGAUUUAGCAUAAAGAUCAAAUAAAUUAUUUUUCAAAGAAAAUUUACACAAAA
Messenger RNA from Hermetia illucens (black soldier fly), 437 nucleotides. Its product is annotated as bolA-like protein 2. Bases 91 to 351 code for a protein of 86 amino acids. NCBI's taxonomy places the organism in Eukaryota, Metazoa, Arthropoda, Insecta, Diptera, Stratiomyidae. Gene Ontology annotation, biological process: intracellular iron ion homeostasis. The record is from RefSeq and is a predicted model, not a curated record. The transcript has 3 exons. Gene Ontology annotation, molecular function: 2 iron, 2 sulfur cluster binding. Gene Ontology annotation, cellular component: nucleus; cytosol.